AUGCAUGUGCCAGCCGCAAGUUUGAGCGCGACGCAGGACGACAUCGUCGACAGCGAGACAGCCUCAUCCUCUUUCCUGCAGUAUCUAAGGGAAACUCUUCGGACCUACGUUGGCUCGACAUCCUUUACAGAGGCGAAGAACAACGAGCUGCACUUGUACGACGCCGUAGAUGCUGUCGCAUUUCCGCCAGAUUAUGACAGCACAGCUCUGCUGAGAGCCUACCACGAAGCGACGAGUGGCUUGCUUGACCUGUUCACUCCUGUCGAAUUGGAGCAACUUGACGGACCGGGCCAACACAGAGAAGAAGAUACCCUUGCUGCCAUUAACGUUGCGCUGGCGAUCGGUGCUCAACUGCACGAGCUUUCGAAUGCGCAGUCGUUGUCGACGUUUCUUUUCCACAAGGGCCGCCAAACAGCAUUUCAGUCGAUGCUUACGAGACAGAGCCUAUCCAUGGUUCGGCUGUUCACGCUACUCGCCUUCUACAUGAUUGGAGCAUGUCAGAGAGAUACCGCCUCGAUGUAUUUGGGCAUAGCAGCCAAGGCUGCGGCUGUACUCUCUUUGCACAGAACGUCUGGGCCAUCGAAGGGAGAAGAAAGCUCCUUUAGGGCGCGAGUUUGGAACAGUCUGCGCAACGUGGAUGUUCUGUCCAGCUUCAUAUUCGGUAAGCCUAAAAGCCUUCCGGCAGUGAGGCAGAAUUCGAGCCAGACACACUUGCCAUUCGCAUACGAGCACGACAACGAGCCAGCUGAGUUCUCAGCUAUCGUCAAGAGCUGCUCACUGCUCGAAGACAUCGUGGACAAGCUCAGCUGUGGCAAGAUCCUGCACGUUCCGACAGCCGAAAGCCUCCUCCAGCAACUUCGGAGUUGGAGCCGGUCUCUUCCCACCAGGCUGCGUAAGAUCACGCUUUCCAGUCAUGCCGACAGCAACCAUCUUACCUCGCCAAGUUCAGAUCAAAGAGACUGGCGACAGAUCUCCGGAGCACUCCAUGUGUCCUGUAUCUACUACUUCUCAGUCAUACUCAUAACACGACCAUUCUUGAUUGCAUACCUCCUUUCGCGCCUGAAAGGCCGUGCGCCGGACCAGCUUAUCCCUGACCCUGACGAAGCGUCGGAUGUCGCAAUCAAGAACAGCACGGUCUCAAAGAUGGCUCAAGUCUGUGUGAGCGCCGCGGUUCACACGGCGAACACUUGUGCCGCCGCACAGCAGCAUGGAUAUUCUUUCGGGAACCUUUGCCUCCUCAAAGCGUGGAGCUUCGGCGCCGGCCUGGUACUAGGUUUCAGCAAGUUUGCCGGAGAGCCGCGCAAGGAUAUAGAGGAGGCCUUUGAGCAGAUCAACCUCGUACUGGAAUCGAUCGCAAUGCAGAGUCCUCAGGCCCGGCUGUACCGGGAGACCUUGGAAAGCCUGCGAGACUCUGUUGCAAAGUGGCAUGGUCGUAUCAGGAGCGAGAUCAACCGCACUGUCAAGCACUACAUGGACGACAUACUUGCUAUCGAGGUUGAUCAGCGCCAGCUACCAUGUAGUAUGCAAGGAUUACCGAACGCCGCGGCAUACGAAGACACCGGAAUCUUGGCGGAACAGACUUUGCCACUGGAUCCUGCUGUCAUGGGAAACCUGGAGCCUUGGCUGGAACCCUGGCCUGGAAGCACGCCUAGAUCAAGUACAGAGGUAUUGCGCCACCUCGGGUUCGGCGAUAUCUCUGGUGACUAUGGCAGCUACGAUGACACUCUGUUCAACUUCGAACCCUUUGAAAAGCUAUUCUACAGCGUUGAGUAG
Molecule: messenger RNA, 1773 nt
Organism: Cyphellophora attinorum
Lineage: Eukaryota; Fungi; Ascomycota; Eurotiomycetes; Chaetothyriales; Cyphellophoraceae
Exons: 3
Coding region: 1-1773 (590 amino acids)
Biological process (GO): positive regulation of transcription from RNA polymerase II promoter by galactose; DNA-templated transcription
Cellular component (GO): nucleus
Molecular function (GO): RNA polymerase II cis-regulatory region sequence-specific DNA binding; zinc ion binding; DNA-binding transcription factor activity, RNA polymerase II-specific
Source: RefSeq, a predicted model, not a curated record